Numida meleagris (helmeted guineafowl) is the source of this 1174-nucleotide messenger RNA. Its product is annotated as 1-acyl-sn-glycerol-3-phosphate acyltransferase alpha-like. Lineage: Eukaryota; Metazoa; Chordata; Aves; Galliformes; Numididae. The transcript has 6 exons. The coding region runs from base 1 to 813 and encodes 270 amino acids. Gene Ontology annotation, molecular function: 1-acylglycerol-3-phosphate O-acyltransferase activity. Gene Ontology annotation, biological process: phosphatidic acid biosynthetic process. Gene Ontology annotation, cellular component: membrane; endoplasmic reticulum. The record is from RefSeq and is a predicted model, not a curated record.
AUGGAGCUAUUGCUUCUUCACUACCCAUUUACUUUUCUGCUCAUUGCAGUUCUAAUCCUUUGCCGGAUUAAUCCUGCAUUCAGAUACUUCUGCAAGAUGACCUUCUAUCAGGUGUGGAUCUUCACCGUCAGCUUUCUGGUUAUUAUCAUCGCUCUUCCUCGUGGACGCAGCUGUGAAAACGUGAAGUUUAUGCGCACGGCUAUUCUUCCAGUCAAAUAUGUCCUUGGUAUCAAGAUAGUGCUGAAGGGCAAGGAGAACCUCAGGACUAAGAAGCCUUGCAUAUUUGUGCUGAAUCACCAGAACUCCCUGGACAUUUUGGUGAUGAUGCAGAUGUUACCAAAUCGCUGUGUGCCCAUUGGAAAGAAGGAAAUACUAUACAUGGGCACUUUUGGCCUCGCAUGCUGGCUUUCAGGCCUCGUUUUCAUUGACCGCAAGAAGAAGGAAGAGUCUAUUGCUAUCUUGACAGAGAUGGCACAUGCCAUGCACAAAGAUAAUUUCCAUGUCUUGAUCUACCCUGAAGGAACUCGUAAUCACAGUGGCUCCAUGCUGCCCUUCAAACGUGGGGCCUUCCAGCUGGCCGUGAGAGCCCAGGUUCCCAUUGUUCCUGUAGUGAUUUCUUCCUACAACAGCUUCUACAGCCAGAAGGAGAAGAGAUUCACAUCAGGGACGAGUACCAUCCAGAUCCUGCCACCAGUGGAGACCGUCGGCCUGAGCUCAGAUGAUGUUCCCAAGCUCACUGAGCAGGUCCGUGACUCCAUGAUGAGUGUCUAUCAGAGGAUAUCAGGAAUGACGAAUGGGGGUUCCCAUGAGUGAUCCCAAAAACACAAAAAGGCCUGGAAACAGAAACGGCAAGGGACUACAAGCCUGACAGGAACAGGCAAAAGCAUGGAAUCACAGAAUCAUUUGAGUUGGAAGGGACUCUUGAAGCCUAUCUGGUCCAAAACCCACAGCUCCAUCAGUGCUCAGAGCCCCUCCAGCCUGACCUUGGGUGUCUGCAGGGAUGAGGUACCCACUAUAUCUCUGGGCAACCUGUGCCAGUGCCUCACCAACCUUAUUGUGAAAAUCUUUCUCCUUGUGUCCAAUCUAAAUCUCUCCUCUUUUAGUCUGAAACCAUUUCCCCUUGUCCUGUCACAGCAGCCCCUGCUGAAGAGUCUGUCCCCUUUCUUACAGCCCC